Molecule: messenger RNA, 6169 nt
Organism: Oenanthe melanoleuca
Lineage: Eukaryota; Metazoa; Chordata; Aves; Passeriformes; Muscicapidae
Gene: PLXNB2
Product: plexin B2
Biological process (GO): regulation of GTPase activity; negative regulation of cell adhesion; semaphorin-plexin signaling pathway involved in axon guidance
Cellular component (GO): semaphorin receptor complex
Molecular function (GO): semaphorin receptor activity; protein binding
Source: RefSeq, a predicted model, not a curated record
ACGGGAGCCUCUCUCCUUCCCUGGGCUGUUUUUUCAGUUUCCUGUCUCGCAUUGUGCUCACAGCGGAUAUGUGCUGCGCCUACAGCAGGAGCAAGUACACGUCAGAAGGCAUUUCAUCCUGGGCGCUAUUUGCACAGAAGCCUGAGCCCCAAGGAGUCCCUUUCACUGGCAACACUUGUGCUGCUCAGGUGCAGAGAGUGAGGGGAACAGCCCAGGGCUCAGUUCUGGGGCUCAGCUGGUACCCCCAGGAGCACAGCUGAGCAAGGAUAAGCACUGACACCGCCUCGUCUCCUCUUCCAGUCCCAGAGGAAGUGGGUUCUUGUUUAUGGUGUGCACACAGAUUUUUCAUGUGAAUUUUCUGUUUUCAGAAAGAAGAUUAAACUGUCCUGGAAAAUAACUUGAUUAUAGUGAAGAAGACUUAGUGGAAAAGUGAAUGUACUACAUAGAAAUGGCUUUAUGGAUCUGGACACUGACCAUUUUGAGCUGUUUUUGCAUCACCUUAUCCAGAAAUGAGGAACUGAAAUUUUUUCAGAGUGCUACAGAGCUAAAUCAUCUGACAGUGGAUAAUGACACUGGGAUAAUCUAUUUGGGAGUGGUAAAUGCACUGUAUCAGCUUACAGAAAACCUGGAAGUAAUAAGAUCUGUAGAAACAGGUCCAAGAAAGGACAACAAAAAAUGUACACCUCCCAUUGAUGAAAAUCAAUGUAAAGAGGCCGUACUGACGGACAAUUAUAACAAAUUACUGUUGCUGAACAAGGCAGAUAAUACAACUGUGGUAUGUGGGAGCCUUUUUAAGGGAAUCUGUGCCAUCAGAGAUCUACAAAACAUUAGUGAUGAGAAGUACUACGUAGACAGUAGUGGAGAAAAGUCCUUUGUAGCAAGCAACGAUGAGAAUGUAUCAACUGUGGGACUGAUCACUUCCUUGAAUAAUGACCAAGUGCUGUUUGUUGGGAAAGGGAAUGGACCAAAUGACAAUGGGAUCAUAAUCAGCACUCGGCAGCUUUACGCCAGGGAUGGGAAAGACAUUUUUGAAAUGUAUACAGACUCAGCAGCUGUCAAGUCAGCUUAUCACUCAUCAAGCACACAACAAUUUGUGGCAGUUUUUGAGGAUAAAAAUUACGUUUAUUUUAUUUUUAAUCAGCAAGAGAAACAGCCUGUCAACAACCGCACACUGAUUGCGCGUCUGUGCAAAGAUGAUGCCCAUUAUUAUUCCUACUUUGAAAUGGACUUGGGUUGCAAAGAUGAUGAUGGUGCCUAUGACCACUGUCAUUCUGCUUUCGUCACUACUCCUGGAAAAGAACUGGCUGAGAGCAUGGCUCAGCAGGGACAACCUGCAGAUUCUCCCUCAGAUGACAAAGUUCUUCUUGCACUCUUCAGCAAAGUGAACAAAGAUGACAACUCUCUAAAAUCUGCCAUGUGUGUGUUUUCCUUGCGGCAGAUCAAUGAAAAGAUGGAAAAAAACCGGAAUGAUUGCUACACUAAAAAGAAUACCAGCUCAUUUUACAAACUUUUUUCAGCAGAAAACCCGUGUGCAUUACAUGGACUGAAUGCCAGCAAAAAUUUCCCCUGUGGCUCAGAACACUUGCCGUACCUUUUGGGAAGCAGGAAUGGUGUGGUAGAGAAGCCGGUGCUGCAGAAAGAAGGGAUGAAUCUCACAGCUGUCACUGUGGCUGUGGAGAACGGGCACACCGUGGCCUUUCUGGGAACGUCGGAUGGUAAAAUUCUUAAGGUGUUCCUGUCAUCCACUGCAACUGAGUACAGCUCUCUUACUAUCGAACGAAGCAAACCUGUAAAGAAGGACCUGGUCCUUGAUCAAACCCAGGAAAAUCUGUACGUGAUGACCACUGACAAGGUGUACCGAUUGCCUGUGCAGGACUGCCACAAAUACUCGGACUGUGAGAAGUGUGCCCAAGCCAGGGAUCCAUACUGUGGCUGGUGUGUGAGGGAGGGCAGGUGCACAAAGAAGGCAGACUGUGGAGCAGCUGAUAUGGAGAACCACUGGCUGUGGAGUCCAAGUGGCACAUGUGUGACUAUCAUUAGUGCAGACCCUCUAAAUAUGAGUCGCAGAGCUCCUGCUAAGGUGGAACUGACUGUAAGUCCACUGCCAACUUUGACUGAGAGUGACAAGAUUUCCUGUACCUUUGGUGAAACAGUGCAUUCUGCUCAGCUGAAAGAAGGAGUUAUUAUCUGUGAUCCUCCUGAUAUAAUUCCUCCAACACCAAAACAUCAAGAUCAUGUUUCAGUUCCACUUCAGUUAACCUUUGAAAAGAACAAGAUUUUUUUUGCAUCACAUACUUACCCUUUUUAUGACUGUGAAGAAGCAAUGAAUCUUAUUGAAAAUCAGCCAUGCUAUUCCUGUGCAAGCAAUAGAUGGAAUUGCCAGUGGGACUGGAAGAGACAUAUCUGUGAAGAGUCCUCUUCAGUACAAGAUGUGAUUAAACAAAAUAUGGAGGAAGAAUGCCCACAGUUUCUAAACCCUGACCCUUCAAUAAUACCUAUGGAGUACCAAACAACUGUGUAUUUUGAGGGAAAACAUCUAGAUUAUUAUCAGGGUAAAAAAUUUAUGGUUGGAAACAGCCAAUUUGAAUUUGAAGCUUCUGUUGAUGAGUCAGAGGAAGGAAAAUUUUCAUUCAUCAGUAAAGAGUUCUCCUAUAGUGCAAAUGAGACCCUACAACUUAACUUAUCCAUGAAGACUGAUAAGGUCAAGAUUGACAGCAAACUGAUGGUGACUCUGUACAACUGCUCCUAUGGACGAAGUGACUGCAGCUUGUGCCUUGCUGCCCGGCCUGAGUAUAAGUGUGUGUGGUGUGAAGAAGAUGGCAAGCCCAGCAAGUGUGUGUAUGAGAAACUCUGUCACACUCCCCCCACCAACACGUGUCCUCCUCCAGAAAUCACUCGUAUUGAGCCAAAAACUGGACCACUAAGUGGUGGAAUUCUUUUGACCAUAAUGGGAUCUAAUUUGGGAAUAAAGGCAGAAGAUGUAAAAAGUAUAACAGUGGCAGACAAGGAAUGUCUUUUUAAAGAGGAGUUCUACUCUGUUUCCACAAGGAUUGUGUGUCAAGUUGGACCAAUGAAUGAACUACAACAAGGUCAAAUUGAAGUUAACAUCAAUGGAAAAUUAGGAAAAUCACCAAGUGAAGUCUUGUUUACAUACCAGGAACCUUAUCCUUCUCAAAUAACACCUGAAAGUGGUCCACAGGCGGGUGGAACCAGGCUUACCAUCUCUGGUAGAAAUCUGGCCACUGGUUCCAAGAAGGAUGUUCAAGUUUCUGUUGGAAGCCAGCCUUGCAAUGUUACUGAAUUUGGAGAUGAGAUCGUCUGCGUUACAGGACGCAAUAACAAGGUUGAGCCUGUUCCAGUCAUAAUGAACUAUGGGGGCACGAGAAUUACUGUACCACAGCAGUUUACAUACAGUGAGAAUCCUACUGUCACCAAAUUCCUGCCAGUAAAUAGCUUCAGCAGUGGAGGGAGAAAUAUUACAGUGACUGGAACCGGUUUUGAGCUCAUCCAGACUUUCUCAUUGGUGGUAUAUGCAGAGCGUCCAGAAGCAGGGAGGAUGAAUCAAAAAACGUUUUAUGGAACUGUUGUUACAAGACUUAAUGAAACCACUGUGGUUUUUUCUUCCCCACCAAUACUGGAAGACCCAGAAAACUAUAACAUUACCACUGUUAUUCUAAUGGAUCAUUAUAAGUUGGUUGUAAAAAAUGAGAGCCACUCCUUUGCCUAUGUCGCAGACCCAACUUUUGAAAACUUCACUGAUGGAAUCAAAAAACAAGUCAACAAACUUAUUAAUGCAAAGGGCAGUAACCUGAACAAAGCCAUGACGAUAGAUGAGGCCCAGGCUUUUGUGGGUGAUGAGCCUUGCAAUAUAAAAACUCUGACUGAAACAGACUUGUAUUGUGAGCCACCAGAAGUACAGCCUCAACCAAAGAAACGGCAGAAGAGAGACACCAUCAAUAACCUUCCUGAAUUCAUUGUAAAAUUUGGACACCGGGAAUGGAUCCUUGGAAGGGUGGAAUACGAUAACCGUGUGACUGAUAUUCCACUGAAUCUCAUUUUGCCACUGGUACUUAUUCCUAUGGUAGUAAUCAUUGGCAUUUCUAUCAUCUGUUACAGACGCAAGAGCCAACAAGCAGAACGAGAGUAUGAAAAAAUUAAAUCACAACUUGAAGGCCUGGAGGAGAGUGUCAGAGACCGGUGCAAGAAGGAGUUCACAGAUCUAAUGAUAGAGAUGGAGGAUCAGACAAAUGAUAUCAACGAAGCUGGAAUUCCAGUACUAGACUACAAAACAUACACAGACAGAGUCUUCUUCUUGCCCUCCAAAGAUGGAGAGAAAGAUGUGAUGAUUACAGGAAAGCUGGAUAUUCCUGAGGCCAGGCGCCAGACCGUGGAGCAGGCUUUGUACCAGUUCUCCAACCUCCUCAACAGCAAAUCAUUUCUCAUUAAUUUUAUUCACACGCUGGAAAACCAAAGGGAGUUCUCUGCUCGAGCUAAAGUGUAUUUUGCAUCUUUACUGACUGUUGCUUUACAUGGAAAACUAGAAUACUACACUGACAUCAUGAGGACCCUGUUCCUAGAACUGAUGGAGCAGUAUGUUGUGGCCAAAAACCCAAAGCUGAUGCUAAGAAGAUCUGAAACAGUUGUUGAGAGGAUGUUGUCUAACUGGAUGUCUAUUUGUUUAUAUCAGUACCUCAAGGACAAUGCUGGGGAGCCUCUUUAUAAAUUGUUCAAGGCUAUCAAACACCAGGUAGAAAAAGGCCCAGUGGAUGCUGUACUAAAGAAAGCAAAGUAUACACUGAAUGACACAGGCUUACUGGGAGAUGAUGUAGAGUACACACAGUUGACAGUUAAUGUAUAUGUGCAGGAGGGAGGAAAUGAUUCCAUACCUGUGAAAGUGCUGAACUGUGAUACCAUAUCACAAGUGAAGGAGAAGAUAAUAGACCAAGUCUAUCGAAAUCUGCCAUGUUCUCAGUGGCCCAAAGCUGACAGUGUAGUUCUUGAAUGGCGUCCAGGUUCUACUGCACAGACCCUCUCAGACUUGGAUUUAACAUCCCAAAGAGAUGGCAGAUGGAAACGUAUCAACACACUAAUGCAUUAUAACGUCCGAGAUGGUGCCACUCUCAUCUUAUCAAAAAUGGGAAUUUCCCAGCAGCCAGAGGAUAACCAGCAAGAUGUCCCAGGGGAAAGACAUGCACUCCUGGAAGAUGAAAAUAAGGUCUGGCAUCUAGUCCGGCCAGUGGAUGAAAUGGAUGAAGGUAAAUCAAAGCGGGGCAGUGUGAAGGAAAAAGAGAGGACCAAAGCUAUUACAGAAAUCUACCUGACCAGACUUCUUUCUGUGAAGGGGACACUUCAGCAGUUUGUAGAUGACUUCUUUCAUAGUGUGCUCAACUCAAACCAAGUGGUGCCACCAGCUGUGAAGUACUUCUUUGACUUUCUUGAUGAGCAAGCAGAAAAACAUGACAUCAAGGAUGAAGAUACCAUUCACAUCUGGAAAACAAACAGCCUGCCUCUUAGAUUCUGGGUAAACAUACUGAAAAAUCCCCAUUUCAUCUUUGAUGUUCAUGUUCAUGAAGUAGUGGAUGCUUCCUUGUCAGUCAUUGCACAGACUUUCAUGGAUGCUUGCACAAGAACAGAGCACAAAUUAAGCAGAGAUUCUCCAAGUAAUAAAUUACUUUAUGCGAAAGAAAUCUCUAACUAUAAGAAAAUGGUGGAAGAUUACUACAAAGGUAUUCGUCAGAUGGUGCCAGUGAGUGACCAAGACAUGAAUACCCAUCUAGCAGAGAUUUCUAGGGCACAUACCGACUCCUUGAACACACUUGUGGCUCUGCACCAGCUCUACCAGUACACUAACAAAUACUAUGAUGAGAUUAUAAAUGCACUUGAAGAGGAUCCAGCUGCACAAAAAAUGCAGCUUGCCUUCCGUUUACAGCAAAUAGCAGCUGCGCUAGAGAAUAAAGUGACUGACCUUUGACUCAAAAGCCGCAAUAAAAUCUGAUCUAAAGAUGUUCAAAUUCAUUCUUCCUGUUAAGGAAAUAGUGUUCUAUUUUUUAAUGUAUAAUUACAACUUUAAAUGAAAGAUUUCAUGGUUUUUUGAUAGCAGAGGUGUAAUGUAAAGAAUUUUUACUGUAAAUUAUGCUUCUAAUUAAAAGCUGUGUUGUGUGUAAAUGAA